Caenorhabditis auriculariae is the source of this 3179-nucleotide messenger RNA. Lineage: Eukaryota; Metazoa; Nematoda; Chromadorea; Rhabditida; Rhabditidae. The record is from the annotation of a GenBank genome assembly.
AUGAAAUCGCUCCGAUGGGCCGUCUCUCUUUCCGAGGUUUCCUUUUUUGUCAAUGAAGUUUUGUUCGCGAGUUUGCUGGUGAUUUUGAGGGACUUUUAUUUGAUUUCGAGGCUCUUUUUCAUUUUUAGUGUGUUAGGUUGAAAGGUGAAAAUUAAAGCUGUGAUUUUUUUCGGAAUUCAUAAGUUUUUUUGAAGCUUAGAAAAAAACUCGAAAAAAAUGUUUUUGAAAAAAACUUGAAAACGUUAUUCUCAUACUACCAAUUCGUGAAUAAGCUGAAUAUUUCCCAAAUUUUAAUUUUAUGCCGUUUUCUAAGUGAUUCCAAGGAAAUUUUCACUGUCUUUUUGAAAUUUAGUCAUUUUUUUCAUUCUCUAAUGGUUAAAUUAGGUUAUCUCGAAAGAAUGCUUUGAAAAAUAGAAUCCAUUUUUUUCUUAAAAAAAUAUUCUAAUUUUUAAAUUUUUCGUUUUCAUUAGAUUUUUUUAGACCAUUGAAGAUUAAUUGUAUUGAUAAAACUUGAAAUAAUCUUAAAAUUACUGUCUGAAACUUUAAAAAUUUCAAUAAUCUUAUGGAAGGUCAUUUAGUGCUGAAGGUCAAGCUUCAAUGAUUCCCUAAAAUAAUUUCAGUGAAAUGCUCGAAAGACCUUUUUCGUGGCUUUUUGGAAACCUCAACCUCUCCAGUUUUUCCUAUCUUUUUAUAAGCCAGAGGUCACUCCGAAGGUUCCAGUGCGCCUCGAACAAAAACUUCGAGGAGUUGCUCCGUCGAUCUUUCCUCUGCGUAACCGAAGAUGACGUCGCCCAACAGCACGAGUUCCACUACCGCGAUGACAGCCUCGCCUGCCUGGUGGGACGUCUUCUCGCCCGGUUUCCUCCCGCCACGUCUCCCGAUCAGCAACGAAGGCGUUCAGAUGCGCGGCGGCGACGUCGCUCUCUCUUAAUUGGUCGCAAGUCGGUUUCGGUCGGACCAGCCGCGGCAAACCUUUCGUCGCCUCCCAUCCCGACGGCUAUCACUUCAAUGUCUCCCAUCAGGGCGAUUUCGUCGUUUUGGCCUCGUCGAGCUGUCCUGUUGGUUGGUUUACAAUGGAGAAGAGAUUUUCUUGAAGACAAAGAUAAAGAUUUUUGAUAAAGAAGUUUUAAAAAUACCCAAAUGUUCUUAGAAUAAUGGUCUUGACAGGAAAAAAAUAGUUGGAAAUGAAAAACUUGAACAGUUAUACUUUUUUUUGGGUUCAAAAUCGACUAAUUAUAGGCGUAGAUGUGAUGAAAGUGGACGAGAGUCGCUGUUCGUCGGCCUCGGCUCAAAUCCAAAGACUAGAGAGACAAUUCACGGCGUUGGAAUUGAGAACGGUGCGGAAUCCGGCGAAUAAUUCGUUACGGUAGAAGUUCAUUCAUUUUGAAAAAAAGGCGUGAAAGAAAAAUGAAAAGCCUUAGUUAAGUAAUGGAAAAAAAGCUUUUUCAUUCUAUGAUUCUAUACUAUGGGCUAUGUCGCAGCGAAGAAAGCGAUGUCGCGAGCGAUAUCGCGUUUCUGCGAUCCUGCGACAUCGCGAUAUCGCUUUUUGAAUCAUUUUUUUUUCUUUGAGUUUGAUUAUUUCACGAUAAAAGUCAAAAAUACAGCGGAAAAUUUUUUUGAAUAGCAAACUCAAGAGAAAUAGCGAUAUCGCGGUGAAACUUUAGCAAUGUCGCAGCCUUUUGCUGUGUCGCCUGGUUGAGUCAACUAUGUUAAGUGUUAUCUUGGGGUACCCAUGAAGUUUUCUUUUUGGCUUUUUUCAUUUUUAAAAGCUCUCACCUUUUCCGAUUUGAGAUGGAGAGCAUUCUACCGGAUCUGGUGUCUGAAGGAAUCCGUCCUGAAAGCGACUGGAAUCGGAUUGGCCACAAAUCUCCGCGACUACGAGUUCGUGGUCGAUCGACAAACUCAUGAGCCUGGUAGAUUUUCGGUUUUCUCAAUUGAAAAAUGUUGAAAGAUAGUUUUUUAGCCUGCAAAGUUCUCAUUAGAAUGUUUAGCUUCCGUUUUUUCUGGCUGUUUUUAAGCCCACUCCGCGCCAGCUUGUCCUGUUUUUAAGUACCGUAUGGCCCCAAUUCGAACACAUUUCGCUUCGAGACCUUUUCGCUGUUUUUUGAAGUUUCUCAGAGAAAAAUCGCUUUUUUUUCGUUUGUCCUCUAAAACGUGACCGUCUCAACGCACUAUGUUAUAUAUAGUGAAUUUUACCCGCAAGAAAAAUUCGUAACCUGAGCAAUACUGUAGCAACAUGAAAAGAUUAGUUUAACGUUUUUGGCGGAAGAUUUGAAUGCCAACAAUGUAUUUGUUUAAUUGACGUUCGCUCAUCUUCUGUUGACUUACUUUCUUUUUUGAUAAUAUCAUUUUUUGUUUGCAAUUUCAUAUUUCUCGGGACAGCUAUAACAAAUGAACUUUUUUCGAAUGUUGUACUUUUUUUUGCAGGCUGCUUCAUCACUUCGACCAAGUUCCUGAUGGAGAAAGAGCUUCAAGAAGAUUUCAUUUUCGAGGAGUCUUUCGUUGAUCAGCAUCACUGUGUUGCUGUCGCCACGUCAGUUUUGGUUUUUUCAUUAUAAAUAUCGUUUUACUCCUUGGAGAUAAUGUUUUUGAAUUUGUGUCAUUUUGGGUUUUAUUUCUGUUCAAAAUCAUCAAAGUUGCAAUUUUCAAAAAUGUAUGAAUCGAUAUUCAGACGGCCUAGUAUAUUUUUCUCAUGCCGCUUUCAAAGUGAUUUUUAGCGAUUUUUAAAAUGACGAUUUCUUUAAAAUUAAAUUGGGUCCCGCAACGGUAUAUCACGGCAUUAAUUUUUGUGGUGGCUUUCACGCGCGAUUUUAGACUUUCCGUUAACAAAUGCCAAAAUAAUUACAAUGUUUGAAGUUUUGCGCGGGAAAUUAGCUCUCCAUUUCGUUGUAAGACCUAAUAUUCCAGUUUUGCGCAUUUUGCAAAAUCAUUUCAGACGAAUAACGCGCUAAUCUUGGACUCACGAAAUCACUCAGGACAUUUUGACAUUUUUCAAGAGUUAUGUUUCAAAAAUCAAAGCCCUUUCCAGAAAUGGAUCCGUUCCUCCAAUAGGCAACGAGUUCCAACGAAUAUCUCUGGAUUUUCUACUGAAAGACGCCGAAUUCAUCAACAUUUCGCCGGAUCUGAACGACAUGGACGAGUUGGACUCCUUCCUCGCCAAACCAAAUAAACAUUUCUAG